AUGAUGUUCACGCCCCAGAGGAAGGCGUUAAAUGCCCAAUCACUGACGCCGAGGAGCGGCGCCGUCGUUUCGAACCCUAGGACCGCUGGGAAGGGUAAAGCGGUGGCGUUUGUGGACGGUCCGCCGCCGCCAUUGGGUUCGCUGAGCGAAAGUGGACCCACUCCGGAUUUUGACACGGGCGAUAUGGACGAUUGGAGGAGGUUUAAGGAGGUUGGAUUGCUAAACGAGGCGGCUAUGGAGCGCAAGGACCGCCAAGCGCUCGCCGACAAGGUCUCUAAGCUGCAAAAAGAGCUUUAUGAUUACCAGUAUAACAUGGGGCUUCUCCUGAUCGAGAAGAAAGAGUGGGCUUUAAGGCAUGAAGAAUUGGGGGAAGCUUUGGCUGAAACUCAGGAGAUUCUUAAAAGAGAACAGUCUGCAAACUUAAUUUCAAUAUCUGAAGUUGAGAAGCGAGAAGAGAAUUUGAGGAAAGUAUUGGUUGCUGAGAAGCAGUGUGUAGCCGAGCUAGAAAAAGCUUUGCGUGAAAUGCAUGAGGAGCACGCCCAAAUAAAGCUCAAGUCUGAGGCAAAGUUGGCUGAUGCAAAUUCAUUAGUUGUCGGAAUUGAAGAAAAAUCUUUGGAGACAGAUGCAAAGUUUCUUGCUGCUGAAGCCAACAUUGCUGAGGUCAACAGAAAGAGUACAGAGUUGGAGAUGAGAUUGCAAGAGGUGGAGGCACGUGAAAGUGUGCUUCGAAGGGAGCACCUUUCCUUAAGUGCAGAGAGAGAGGCACAUAAGAAAACUUUUUACAAACAAAGAGAAGACUUGCAAGAAUGGGAGAGGAAGCUACAAGAAGGGGAAGAGAGGCUAUGCAAGCUUCGGAGAAUUCUGAAUGAGAAAGAGGAAAAAGCAAAUGAAAAUGAUUUAAUAAUGAAGCAAAAGGAGAAAGAGCUUGAUGAGGUGCAAAAGAAAAUUGAACUUUCAAACACUAUACUGAAAGAAAAAAAAGCUGAUGUGAAUAAACGACUAGCUGACUUAGUAUCAAAGGAAAAGGAAGCUGAUUCUGUGGGAAAGAUCUUGGAGUUGAAGGAGAAGGAAUUACAUGAAUUGGAGGAAAAACUAAGUUCACGAGAAAAUGCGGAGAUUGAACAGGUGCUUGACAAGCAAAGGGCCCUUUUCAAUACGAAAAUGCAGGAGUUCGAGUUGGAAAUGGAAGAAAGGAAGAAAUCUCUUGACAAGGAACUGAGUGGCAAGGUAGAAGUGGUGGAACAGAAGGAAUUGGAAAUCAACCACAGGGAAGAAAAGUUGUUAAAGCAAGAGCAAGCAUUGCAUGAGAAAUCAGAGAGGCUGAAGGAGAAAAAUAAGGAACUUGAAACAAAGUCAAAAUUUUUGAAGGAGAACGAGAAAACCCUCAAAGUUAAUGAGGAAAUGUUAGAGGUGGAAAGGCAACAAGUAAUUGCUGAUUUAGAGAGUUUUCAGAAUCUUAAAGGUGAAAUUCAGAAGAUAAAGGAUGAAAAUGUUCAACUGGAGCUGCAAAUUCGAGAAGAGAGAGGGAAGCUGGUAAUUACUCAGGAAGAGAGGUCAGAACACCUCCGUUUGCAGUCAGAACUGCAGCAGGAAAUAAAGACAUAUAGACUUCAGAAUGAGUUACUUUCAAAGGAAGCUGAAGAUUUGAAGCAGCUGAGGGAAAAGUUUGAGGAAGAGUGGGAAAAUUUGGAUGAGAGAAAAGCUGAAAUUAGCAGAGAGCUAGAGAAAAUUGUUGAAGAGAAAGAAAAAUUGGAAAAAUUACAAGGCACAGAAGAAGAAAGGUUGAAAGAAGAGAAACAUGCAAUGCAAGAUUACAUAAAGAGGGAGCUGGACACUCUCAAUCUAGAGAAAGAAUCAUUUGCGGCUAAGAUGAGGAAUGAGCAGUUUGCCAUAGCUGAAAAGGCCCAAUUUCAGCAUAGUCAAAUGGUGCAAGAUUUUGAGUCUCUAAAAAGAGAUCUUGAGGUUGAUAUGCAGAAUAGGCAGCAGGAAAUGGAGAAACACCUGCAGGAAAUGGAGAGAGCUUUUGAGGAGGAGAGGGAUAGAGAAUAUACUAAUAUCAAUUACUUGAAGGAAGUUGCUGAAAGGAAGAGCGAAGAAUUAAGAUCUGAAAAGCAUAGAAUGGAAAAGGAAAGGGAAGAGCUUGCACUGAACAAGAAACAGGUGGAAGUAAACCAACUUGAAAUGCGCAAAGACAUUGAUCAGCUUGCUAUGCUUAGCAAGAAGAUCAAGCACCAGAGGGAACAGCUUAUUGAGGAAAGAGGUCGCUUCCUUGCUUUUGUUGAGAAGAUUAAAAGUUGCAAGGACUGUGGAGAAAUGACAAGGGAGUUUGUACUUUCUGAUCUCCAAGUACCUGGAAUGUACCAUGUUGAGGCUGUUUCUCUGCCAAGGCUCAGCGAUGAAUUUUUAAAGAACUCUCAGGCUGAUUUAUCUGCUCCUGAUUUGGAAUACCCAGAAUCAGGAUGGGGAACAUCUUUGCUCCGCAAAUGCAAGUCAAUGGUUUCUAAAGUAUCUCCAAUUAAAAAAAUGGAGCAUAUUACUGAUGCAGUGUCUACGGAAUUGCCACCACUAUCAACUAUGCAGGUUAAUGAGGGAGCAAGAGGGCAUAGCGGUCAUGAAGAUGAGCCUGAGCCAUCUUUUAGGAUGCCUAAUGACGCAAUUUCUCAACCGCUACCAUCUGAUAACACUACUAAAGAAGUGGAUGAUGGGUAUGCUCCAUCAAUUGAUGAUCAUAGCUUUAUUGACAGUAAGGUGAAAGAUGUUCCAGAUGAUUCUGAGCAAUCAGAGCUAAAGAGUUAUCAGCGUAAACCAGGUCGGGGACGCAAGUCCAGACUGUCAAGAACACGCACAGUGAAGGCAACGGUUGAAGAGGCGAAGAUUUUUCUACAAGAUACUCUGGAAGAACCAUCAAAUGCAAGUAUGCUGCCGAAUGAUAGUAGUAACAUUCAUGAGGAAAGUCGGGGUGAUUCCAGUUUUGCUGAGAAAGCAAAUAGUAGCAUUGGAAGGAAACGAAGGCGUGCUCAGAGCUCUAGGAUUACAGAAAGUGAGCAGGAUGAUUGUGAUAGCGAAGGACGUUCUGGUAGUGUCACAACAGCUGGUGGGCGCAGGAAGAGGCGACAAUCUAUUGCUUCCUCUGUGCAAGCACCUGGAGAGCAGCGAUAUAAUCUCAGACAUCGCAAGACUGCAGGCUCAGUCACAGCAGCACCGGCUGCGGCUGACCUGAAAAAGAGAAGGAAGGAAGAAGCUGGAGGUGGUGGUGCAGAACCAAAUCCGGAAUCUGUUUCAUCAUUGGGGAUGGCUGGUGAGACUGGGCAAACUGCACAGUUGAUGCAGGUCACAACUUCAAAAAGUGUGGAAUUCUCACAGGAGCGAGUAGAGAGGUUUAGCACACCAGAAGACAUUCUUGAUGGCAAUGCUGCUGAUGCAGCAAAAACAGUUGAAAAUACAGAGUUGAGUGGGGAAGAUAAUGGUACACCAGAGUCUGGUAGUGGCAACAACACAGUUGGUGAGAGCGACGAUGAUUACGAUGAUGAGGAACGUCCUGGGGAGGCGUCAAUAAGAAAGAAGAUUUGGAAUUUCCUUACAACAUGA
This is a messenger RNA of Prunus armeniaca (apricot), 3588 nucleotides long. NCBI's taxonomy places the organism in Eukaryota, Viridiplantae, Streptophyta, Magnoliopsida, Rosales, Rosaceae. The record is from the annotation of a GenBank genome assembly.